Messenger RNA from Pseudophryne corroboree (corroboree frog), 3340 nucleotides. RefSeq names its product mex-3 RNA binding family member C (gene MEX3C). Bases 178 to 1614 code for a protein of 478 amino acids. Gene Ontology annotation, molecular function: RNA binding. Lineage: Eukaryota; Metazoa; Chordata; Amphibia; Anura; Myobatrachidae. The transcript is spliced from 2 exons. The record is from RefSeq and is a predicted model, not a curated record.
UGCAGGGCGUGAACUAGGGGCGUGUCCCGCCGGGUCGGGAAACAAAGAGAAGAAAAAGAGGGAGCGGGGAUAAAGGGAAAAGCGGGACUAGCGGCCGGGGCUGAGUGCCGGGAUCCCGCCGCGGCCGGGGCGAUGCUGACAGGGUCCCGCUGCUGCUGAUCCCGAGCUGAGAGCGCCAUGCCGGGCGGAGGGGUGACCGCGGCCUCCUGGGCCCCCGAGCUGGAGGAGAUCCGGGCGAGGCUGGCCGCGCUGGGCCCGAUGGAGGCUGAGGAGGAGGACGAGAGGCCCGGGGAGGAGGACGUGCUGCUGAUGGGGGGUCCGGCCGCACUCUCCGUGCGCAGGAAGAGCGUCAACACCAACGAGCUGGUCCCGGUCCCCAGCUCCGAGCACGUCGCCGAGAUCGUGGGGAGGCAGGGCUGCAAGAUCAAAGCUCUUAGGGCAAAGACCAACACUUACAUCAAAACUCCAGUCCGGGGUGAAGAACCAAUAUUUGUUGUCACUGGAAGGAAAGAGGACGUAGCCAUGGCCAAAAGGGAAAUCCUCUCCGCAGCUGAACACUUUUCUAUGAUAAGAGCAUCUCGUAACAAAAGUGGCCCCCCCGUGGGCACUGUGCAGUGUACCCCCAACCUUCCCGGCCAAACCACCGUUCAAGUGAGGGUACCUUAUCGAGUGGUUGGUCUCGUAGUGGGUCCAAAAGGAGCUACAAUAAAACGCAUACAGCAGCAAACCCACACCUAUAUAGUCACUCCAAGCCGAGAUAAAGAGCCAGUUUUCGAAGUCACUGGGAUGCCAGAAAAUGUGGACCGAGCUCGUGAGGAGAUUGAGAUGCACAUAGCUAUGCGCACUGGAAACUACAUUGAGGUGAACGAAGAAAAUGAUUUCCAUUACAAUGGUACAGAUGUUAGUUUUGAAACUAGCGGCCUUGCGUCCUCUUGGUUAAACGCCAAUCCAACUGCUCCUGUCCGAAACAACAAAAUGGUCUCUAACUACCGGAAUGAUAGCUCCAGUUCCUUGGGAAGCGGCUCCACAGAUUCGUUUUUCGGAAGUAAUCGGUUGGCCGACUUCAGCCCGACAAGCCCCUUCAGUGCAACAAAUUUCUGGUUUGGUGACACCAUGCCACCUGUAGGCUCGGAAGAUCUUACAGAUGCGUCUGCCUUCGAUCCAAUACCAUCCCCUUCAGAGACGAUCUGGCCGCCUUUUGACCCAGGAAAUUCACUUUCCAGCUAUGGAAACGAAGUCACUGCAAAAUCUCAACGUAGAGGGAGCAUGUCCCCUACCUUCCCUGAAGGUUUGGAAUAUCCCCUCACGAGAAGUAUGAGAAGUGAUCUUUCAAGCACAAAUGAGGUUGGGCUGCCCAUCUACAUCCCUGCGUUCUCUAACGGUACCAACAGUUACUCUUCUUCCAGCGGCGGCUCUACAUCCAGCUCCCCGCCCGAGACCCGGAGGAAGCACGACUGCGUCAUCUGUUUCGAUAACGAUGUAGUCGCAGCUCUCGUUCCCUGUGGCCACAACUUCUUCUGCAUGGAGUGUGCUAAGAAGAUCUGUCAGAAGGAGAUGCCGCUCUGCCCAGUCUGCCAGACCCCGGUCAACCAGGCAAUACAAAUACAUUCUUAAAUGUAUCGCGGACAUCUUUUAAAUACUCUAUAGCAAUCUUCCUCUAACACAUAUAUAUUUUUGCAUAUAUGGGGGAAAAACAAAGGCAAGAUUAAGGCUUAAGGAAAAACUGCUGCUGCCACCAUAAUAUAAAGUAUCUGCAUGCACAGUUUGACUGUGGUGGCAUCCAGUUAAUUGGCAUUAAACGUUGGUCUAAUGUUGAUGUGGUAUACACAGUAAAUUAUGAUUUACCGUUGGUUUACAUUCACUAAAAUUAUGUUUACAUAGGUCGAAAUUCAAACUUUUUUUUUUUUUCUUUUAGUUCUUUGAUGUUCCACUGCCUUUAUAAAAAAUAAAAAAUAUAUAUAUUUAUAUUCAGUUCUAUGGAUAGUCAAACAGAGCGAUGAUUUAAGUGUGGCAUUGUACGUCAAAUACUGCAGUAUUUGAAAAUGGCUUUUAAAGUGGUUCAGGGGGAUGGUCUUGCUGUAGACCACUACUCCUGGAUUCUAGGGGAAACACUACCACAAAGAUUGUCAGAUUUUGGGGUGGGAACUGUCCACGCAUCAGCCUAUCUGCUGCUUUUACAAAGAUACGUCUCUGGAUUUCAUUAAAAGCUUUAUAAUGCACAAACCAGCUAAUAAUGGAUACUCCAUUCCAUCUAUUAGUCUGAUCAAGUUAUUAUUCUAUUAUUUUAAAGAAAAUAUAUUGUAAAUGUGAAUACUUUUUAUGAGCCAGCCGUGACUUGAAUUUUAGCUUUACUUAACCAAGGGGAGAGAGGCUGGGACUAUACUCACACAAAGUAUGCGUCGUUUAGGCCGGUCAAAAGUCCGUUGUCCUUCAACGCUAUAUUUUAGAUUAUUGAAAGGAGUGUAAAGUUUUAAUUAUAUCAUUUUUCUUUUCUUAAAUUUUUGCAUUUCAGCCGGUGGAUUUAACUUGAUUAAAUUUUUCAGGGCAUCAUUGAAAGGUUGCAACUGCAGAAUACAAAAAACAAAAACAAUAAAUCUCCCUAAGAAUUUCUAAUAUUUUUGAAACUUUUUUCUCAGAGUUCUAAUAUAAAUCUUUUUUUUUUUUUUCACAAAAAAAACAACUGAAGCUGUAAAAUCUGUUUACCGACUAGUAAAUAUAAAUCUUUUAUUUUUUAUUUCCACUUGAAAAGUUACAUUUCGUAUAUAAUAAUAAAGGAAAAAGUUUACAAAAUACUGUUUUUUUUUUUGUUUGUUUUUUUUUUUGUUUUUUUAUUUUAGUAUAUUUUAUUUUUCUCUUUUCGGUAUAAAAUUUGCCUUGAUGGCAUAAUAUAAUGUAUUGCAAACUUCAAUGCUAAUAGCUUUUAGAAUAGUUUAAGUCAGUAUUGAACAUUUAGCUGCCGUCUUAGCAAGUUCGCACGGACAUUCGCCAAGCAUGUAUUUUAUAUAUUAAUAUUGCAUUGUACACGGCAACUAACAAGCCAAGGAGGUAACAUAUACAUUUAGAUGCGUGUACCAUUUAUAAUAACUUCAACUGUUAGUAUGAAAUCUAUUACUAUAGUUUAGUAUUUGCUAAUUUUACUACACUUUUGUUAUGUAUAUGUAGGGAAGUAAUAGGGAUUAUAAAUUCAGUUUGAGUAAAGGUUAAAAACCAUAUAUUUUAUGAUAAAGGGCCUUUAACUUAUUAUGGCCAAAGCACUGAUAUUAUAUAUUUGCUGUAAAGAGAAUUAUAAGAGUUUUAUUUUUUCGAUAUUAAACAUUAAUAAAAGACAUGUUUCCAUUAA